UGUUUGUCUCGUUGGGAAAAAAAACGCCCUCCACCUGCUCCGCCUACAAAUCCAGUGAAAAUUAUGGCUUGGGCAGCAAUAAAGUCAGUUUCAAGAAUUGCUGCCUCACAAGGAUACUGGUCCCCAGAACACAUAACUCAAUUUGAAGAUCUGACACUUGACCAAAACUUUAAUACAGUUUUCAAGAAAUGGAGCAAGGAGGAAGAUAGAUACUCAGUAGAGAUGACAACAUUACCAGGAGAAAGUUUAAAUCUCAAAUUCGGCAGCAUGUCAAAUUCACUUUGUUCAGAGCAGUCAGAUGAUCAGGGAAGAAACAGAUCUUUAGAAAUGUCUGGCAAUAAUGAUAUGAAGGUGAAAGCUGGUGGGUUUAGUGACACUGAUGGAAGUAGAGGCUUUGGUGCAGCCAGUCGUAGCUUUGGGGGAAGGGAUGAAGAUUCUGGUAGAGGUGGCCGCAGAGGUGGUUUUGGGGGUGAUAGAGGAGGACGAGGAGGAUUUGGUGGUGGAGACCGUAGUAGUGGUUUUGGAGACAGUGAUGGUGGGGAUAGAGGUUGGAGAAGAGGAGGGUUUGGUGGGGACAGAGGAGGAAGAGGAGGAUUUGGUGGUGGAGACCGAGGUGGUGGAUUUGGUGCAUCAACAAAAACUGAUGAUGACUGGGGAGAUGGAACAAAUACCAGUUCUGGAUUUGGUGGAAGUAGUUUUGGAGGUGACAGAGGAGGUAGAGGAAGUUUUGGAGGCGGUAGAGGUGGCCGUGGAGGUAGAAGUAAUGGGUUUGGAAGAGAAGACAAUAACGAUAGAGGAUUUGGCAGCAGCAGAGGUCGAAGUGGAGGAUUUGGCAGAGACCAAGAUAACAGUAGUGAUCAGGGAAGUGAAAGUGGAUUUGGUGGCAGAAUAAGGGGUUUUGGAGGAGACAGAGGAGGUCGUGGUGGAAGCAGAGGUGGCCGUGGUGGAUUUGGUGGCGACCGAGAUGAUGGUGGUAGUGGUUUUAGUAGUGACAGAGGUGGACGUUCUGGUGGAUUUGGAGGAGAUCGAGGAGGUAGUUUUGGUGAAAACAGAGGUGGCAUAGGAGGUGGUUUUGGUGGAGUCCGAGGUGGCAGAGAAAGUGGAUUUGGUGGUGGCAGAGGAGGUAGUUUUGGGGGCGACAGAGGUGGUAGAGGAGGAGGUUUUGUUGGAGACAGAGGUGGCAGAGAAAGUGGGUUUGGUGGCGACAGAGGUGGCAGAGGAGGUGGGUAUGGUGGCGACAGAGGUGGCAGAGGAGGUGUGUUUGGUGGCGACAGAGGUGGCAGAGGAGGAGGUUUUGGUGGUGACAGAGGUGGUAAAGGGGGAGGUUUUGGUGGAGACCGGGGAGGUGGCAGAAGUGGGGGAUUUGGAGGUGGAGGUUUUGGUGGUAAUACAGUUCAAGCUUCUGCUGAUGAGGAUUGGGGAGAUACUACAUCAAGCCCACCAGUAGCUAAUCCAGUUACAGACAGAAAAGGAAAUGGAGAUAGUUGGGAUGUUAAACCAUCAGGUAACCUUGCAGUGAUCCAUAGUGGUGGUGAUAGUGAAGAUAAAUGGACACAUAAAAACUUGAACAGAUUUGUGUCUCAGAAAUUUGUACUUGGAAAAUCAUUAAUAGUUAAUGUUGUCUAUUCAAAUAACCCAGCGGAAUUCUGGUGUCAGAGCUUAGAUCAAGUACCUGCUUUUGAAGAAAUGUCUGAGAACAUGAACAAAGAAUAUAACAGUAUUUCUGAAAAUGAAUUAAAUCUUGACAAACCUGAAAUACAAAUGCCUUGUAUUGCUAAAUUUUCAGAAGAUGAACAAUGGUACAGAGCAGAAAUUAUAAACAUAAAAGGAGAUGACUUAGAGGUCUUAUUUGUUGACUAUGGAAACACAGAAACAAUAUCAAAAUCAUCUGCAAAAUCCAUUAAAACACAAUACUGUAGUAUGCAGAUACAGGGAAUCAAAUGCUCAUUGAAUAAUGUAAAGCCAAAUGGUAAUUCUUGGUCAGAAAAAUCUAAUGAUGAUUUUUCUACAUCAACAACUGACAAAAAUAUGGAAUUGAAAUUUAUAAGUCUAUCAUCAGGAACAUAUGAAGUUGAGUAAAAGGAUUCUGAGACCAAUGAUGAAAUUGCAGUUAAACUAGCAGAAAUGGGUCAUGUCACAUUUUUCUUAGGAAGUCAAAAAGUAAUCAACCCAUACCCAUGUACUACACUACCUAUAGACACAUCAAAAGAAGUGUUUGUAUCAUGGAUUGAUAAUCCACACUGUUUUUGGAUUCAGCUCGCUGAGACUACUGAUAGUCUAAAUGAACUUGUUGAGAAAAUUCAAGAGGAAUAUAACCCAGGAUCAUCUUCAAGUUCUGCUGUUGAGAAAGCAGAAGUUGGAAUGCAGGUUAUAGCUCAGUUUACUGAUGACGAUGCCUGGUAUAGAGCAUACAUAGAGAGUAUAGAUGCUGGAAAAUAUUGUGUCCGUUUUAUUGACUAUGGUAACUCUGAUAAAGUAGAAAUGGAAAGGUUAUGUAAACCUUCUCCAGAAUUGUUAAGUACAAAUGCAUAUGCAUUUAGAUGUAAAUUAGCUGGAGUUAAACCAUUACAAGCAGGUUGGAAUGUUGACUCGAAGGAUAUAAUGGAAAGUCUGGUAACGGAUGCUGUCUCUUGUCUUGUCAAGGCAUCUGACAAGAGUGAACACACUGUAGAGAUGUCAGUGGGAUCUAAAAACAUUGCAGAAGAACUAAUUAACACAGCAGUGGCUAGAAA
Molecule: messenger RNA, 2732 nt
Organism: Mytilus californianus (California mussel)
Lineage: Eukaryota; Metazoa; Mollusca; Bivalvia; Mytilida; Mytilidae
Exons: 2
Coding region: 64-2079 (671 amino acids)
Biological process (GO): spermatogenesis
Source: RefSeq, a predicted model, not a curated record